Olea europaea var. sylvestris is the source of this 3142-nucleotide messenger RNA. RefSeq names its product WD repeat-containing protein 44-like. Gene Ontology annotation, molecular function: protein binding. The transcript is spliced from 7 exons. The coding region runs from base 83 to 2815 and encodes 910 amino acids. Lineage: Eukaryota; Viridiplantae; Streptophyta; Magnoliopsida; Lamiales; Oleaceae. The record is from RefSeq and is a predicted model, not a curated record.
CCAAAACACAUUCUAAUCCUUUGAUGAAACCAAAUUCAGAUUACAUAUUUUCUUGAUUUGAUUCGUUCAAAUUUUUGUUACAAUGGACAGGAGAACAUUAACCAUGAAUUGGGAUGGUCUCGGAGAGGAUGAUGAUGAUGAUGACAGGUUCUUUGAAACCUACCAAAGAAUAUCAUCGGCUGUUCCCGUCGAUUUAGCCUCCUCCGGUUCCGACGAUGAUGAUGGGUUUGAGGAUGGCCGGAUGUCGUUUGUCUCCGCCGUCUCCUCCCUCUCCGUCAAACCAAUCCACAACCUUGACAUGGAGGCGAAACCGUCCAUUAUGGCCAGCUAUGACAUGUGGAUGGCGGAACCCGGCGACAUUAAGGAGCGGAGGAAGCGUCUUUUGAAAGGCAUGGGGUUGGCAAGCAAUAAGGACCUUGUAAAACUCGCCAGCCCCAAGUUUGUCCGGGCCAUUUCAAGCGGCGGUGGUCGAGUUUCUACGUCGAAUGUUGAUUCUUCGCCAUCGGAGGAAUUAAAAGUAGACGAACCUUCGCCUUCAACGCCGAAUUUGCUCGUCAGGUCGAGAUCAGAUAGUGAUAUAGAUGCUUUUUCUGCAAGAACUAAACAACGUAAAGAAGAAUUAAUUGGUCCAGUAUCGAAACAGCGUUUAACUAGAACAUCAUCUGGGCAAUUGGUACCAAUUACAGGUUUAUGUCCAUACGCAAAUUCUAUCAGAAUAUCACCAAAAAGACCUAGAAACAGAUCUUCAAUGCCAGGUAGUGAUGCAUUACAAUCAGUAUUUUCUAAUGCUGGGUUGGGUUCCUUCUUCUUGAUUAAGAAUUUAGAUACCGGAAAAGAAUUCAUUGUGAAAGAGGCUAAUGAAGAAGGAAUGUGGAAUAAACUCAGCGAGGUUCAAACAGGGAAACAACUUACAAUGGAGGAAUUUGAAAAGUCUGUCGGGUAUUCACCGGUAGUGAAGGAGUUAAUGCAACGUGCAAACGUCUCGACACAUUUGGAUUACGGCCCAAAAAUCCAUGCGAAUUCAUAUUUUUCAAAGAGUUUCAGAAAUAGCAAGAGAAGGGGUGUUGCGUUUUUAAAAGGCGUAGCAAAUUCCAUGAGUGGAUUAAUUGUAGACAAAGAAAGAGAGCACAUUUCACCAGUGGCACAGAGAGCUAACAAGAAUUCAUCUCAAUGGGUAAAAGUGCGCCAACAUGGGAAAUCCUACAAGGAAUUCACAGCAUUGCAUUUGUCACAAGAAAUUCAAGCUCAUGAAGGAUCAAUAUGGACUAUUAAAUUUAGUUGGGAUUCGCGUUUUCUAGCAAGCGCCGGUGAAGAUAGGAUAAUUCGUGUGUGGGAAGUGCAGGAAUGUGAGGUUAGAUCACCUGAUGAUUUGAAUUCAUUUAGCGGCACAAUUUAUCAUCCGAUGGGCUGCUCAUUUUCAGAUCGACCUUCGCUUGCAGAGAUUAUGCCGAUGCCUUCAGAGAAGAGGAAAAAGGGGAGAAUCCACAAAAAAAAGGGCAACUCAAUUCCUGAUUAUGUAACCAUGCCGGAAACUGUAUUUGCACUUUCAGAAAAACCAAUAUGCAUUCUGAAUGGUCAUCAAGACGAUAUCUUGGAUCUCUCGUGGUCUAGAUCUCAGUUGUUACUUUCAUCUUCAAUGGACAAGACAGUGAGGCUGUGGGAUUUGGAGACUAGAAGCUGUUUGAAGAUGUUUGCACACAAUGACUACGUAACUUGCAUACAGUUCAAUCCAAUAGACGACGAUUACUUCAUCAGUGGUUCCCUCGAUGGAAAAGUUCGAGUAUGGAGCAUACCGGGGAGACAGGUUGUCGACUGGACUGACCUUCAUGAAAUGGUCACUGCAGCUUGCUACACUCCUGAUGGCAAGGGUGCUAUGAUUGGUUCACAUAAAGGGAGCUGUAGAUUGUACAGUAUUAAUGAUUGCAAAUUAGAGAAAAAGGAUCAAUAUGUUGUUCAGUCCAAGAAAAAGCCACAAUCCAAAAAAAUCACGGGUUUUCAGUUUUCCCCUUGGAACCCGGCUGAUGUCCUCGUUACAUCUGCUGAUUCACGGAUUCGCAUCUUCAGCGGAUCACAGCUAAUCCAAAAAUUUAGAGGAUUUCGGAAUACCAGCAGCCAAAUUUCAGCUUCGUUCAGUUCAGAUGGUAAAUAUGUCCUAAGUGCAAGUGAAGAUUCUCAUGUUUAUAUCUGGAAGCUCGAAGAAUCCAGAGGGAAAGGCAGAAGUAAGAUAACAGUCCUAGCUCACGAGCAUUUCCACAGCAAAGAAGUUUCAGUUGCAAUUCCAUGGAAUGGCAGCACGAAAAUUGAGCCACCAAUUGUAGAAGUACUCUCCAAAAGGCAUCAUUCAAAACGCUUCACAGGUCCACUGCCAUAUACCAUUAGUCGAUCUCCAAGCCGAGAAGACAAUGUGGUUAGUGCUAGUAGUAGAAGGCAUUUGCCUCCUCUCCCGAAGAAAAAAAACGCUGAAGUCGAGAGAAUUACGAGCCAUGCAGACGAAGAUUUUGUUCAAUCGGCUCGUAUAGACUCAGGAAUCGGUACAAGUGAAUCACUUGGCUCAUCAAUAAGAUAUGGUGAAUCACCUUCCAUUUCAGCUUCCGGGAACUCUCAUAUAUCUCAUUCUUUUUCCUUGUCCUCCUCCUCGUCCUCUUCAUGGUUUGAUGGUGGAACCAAUAGCCAUGGAGCUCAAACUGUACAAGCAACGGCAUGGGGAAUGGUAAUUGUAACAGCAGGUUUAGGAGGUGAAAUUAGGGUUUAUCAAAAUUUUGGGCUGCCUCUAAAAGUCAGUCGCCAAACCAAUCUCCUCAGAGACCUCACAUAAAGAAAACUAGGGAUGCUUGUUUCUUUUUAGAAGGGUGCUCCGAGUAGUGGGUACCUCGUAGGACCUUGACCCGCCUUCUCGGUUCUUCUAUGGAUAUACAGGAAUGAGUAUUCUUAGAUGUGCAUAGCGAUUGUGAUGGUUUACGAGAAUACAUUUCUUGUCAAGUCAUUUCGAGGUAACAUACUUAUCUUCAUCUCAUUGAAAGUAGGUAAAUCAUUCCCUAAAGGAAACAUUCCUCCUCCAUUUUGUACAAAAUUAGUUGUUUAGGAGUUGAAUUAAGUUAAUACACAUCUAGGUUUUUGUCUUCCUUUGUGAUGUCAAUGUCAA